AUGACCGAGGGCAGGCACUGCCAGGUUCAGCUCCUCGAUGACAGGACGUUGGAACUGCUGGUCCAGCCCAAGCUUUUGUCUCGAGAGUUACUGGAUCUGGUGGCCUCACAUUUUAACCUGAAAGAAAAGGAGUAUUUUGGAAUAACAUUUAUAGAUGACACAGGUCAGAGUGUCUGGCUGCAGCUGGACCACAGAGUCUUGGAUCAUGACUUGCCCAAGAAACCAGGUCCGGCUACUUUGUUCUUUGCAGUUAGGUUCUACAUUGAAAGCAUUUCCUUUCUCAAGGACAAAACAACGGUAGAGCUGUUCUUUCUGAAUGCAAAGUCUUGUGUGCACAAGCGUUUACUGGGGAAGAUGAUUAUUUUGCCAGACAAGGGGAAUCCCUUGGCAGAAACGGACGUGUUAACCCCCAUGCCAGCCGUGCUAGGGAACGAGCGGCUUCCGAGCCGAUCCUUGUCCGAUACCGGAGCGCCUGCUCGCUGGCUCCUCGCCCAAAGGCUAGGCCAGGCCCUGGCCAGGGGCUGCCCUCAGGAGCCCAGGCUGCUUGGGGCAUCUUUCCACGUGGAUCGGACCAAACGCCAGGCGUGGCCGUGUCUGGGAUGUGGGCAGGCCGCAAACACCCCUUCGGAACAGCUCUCCCGGUUGCUCCUGUUCACCCCUUUGAAUCACAUCCUGCCGUGGCCUCCGAAGGCACCAGCGGGGCCCAGGCCAUGCGAACGGAACCACCUCACGCGUCAGGGCAGCUCUGCACACUGCUGCCUUAAACACUUGGGCACUGGCUCACGGACCAUUAACCCCGUCUGCAUCAAACCCAGCCACGGGCUUCACAACAGUAACUGUGUCAUCUUCGGUUUUAGUGAUGAAAACACUCGCAAAGACUUGAAGACGCUUCCUGUCUUUCCCACGAAGACACUGCAGGAGCACCCAUCGCUUGCGUACUGUGAGGAUAGAGUAAUUGAACACUAUACACAAAUUAAAGGCCUGACCAGAGGACAAGCCAUUGUUCAGUAUAUGAAAGUGGUAGAAGCUUUGCCAACAUAUGGAGUCCAUUACUAUGGAGUAAAGGAUAAACAAGGAAUCCCUUGGUGGCUUGGGAUAAGCUAUAAAGGAAUAGGCCAGUACGACUUGCAAGACAAGGUCAAGCCCAGAAAACUAUUCCAAUGGAAGCAAUUGGAAAAUCUCUAUUUCCGUGAAAAGAAAUUUGCUGUGGAAGUGCACGAUCCCCGCAGAAUUUCAGUGUCAAGAAGGACCUUUGGACAGAGCGGACUGGUAGUGCAAACCUGGUACGCAAACACUUCCCUGAUCAAAUCCAUCUGGGUAAUGGCAAUCAGUCAACACCAGUUUUACUUGGACAGAAAACAAAGCAAAGCAAAAAUUCCUUCAGCCAGAAGUCUGGAUGAUAUCGCCAUGGAUCUGACAGAGAUGGGAACACCAAAAGUUUCAAAACUAGUAACUAUGGAGGCCAAAAACCAGCUUAUUAUGGCCAGCAACGGCAGUUUAAUCUCAUCAGGUUCUCAGGAUUCAGAGGUCAGUGAAGAACAAAAGAAGGAGAAAAUUAUGGAACUAAAGAAGAAAGAAAAACUCCUUCAAGAAAAGCUGCUUGAGAAAGUUGAGGAGCUGAAGAAAAUUUGCCUGCGAGAGGCGGAGCUGACAGGCAAGAUGCCAAAGGAGUAUCCUCUGAGUGCUGGAGAGGAGCCUCCCCAGGUCAGGAGACGUAUGGGCACCGCAUUCAAACUGGAUGACAACCUGCUCCCUAGCGAAGAGGAUCCCGCUCUGCAGGAAUUGGAGAGCAAUUUCAUCAUACAGCAAAAGUUGGUGGAAGCUGCAAAGAAACUUGCCAGUGAGCCAGACUUGUGCAAAAACGUAAAGAAGAAAAGAAAGCAAGAAUAUGCUGAUGCUGUAAAAAAGCUCCAAGAGAUAGAAAAUUCCAUAAAUGAAUAUAGAAUCAAGUGUGGCAAGAAACCAACCCAGAAAUCAACUUUUACUCUGCCAGAUGAUAUAAUUCCAUCUGAAAGCAGCUCCCUGUCUGAUACAACAACCUACGAUGAGGGCAGUGAAUCUCUUUCUGUGCCAGCACAAAGAAGCAGCUCUGCACAGCUCUCCCCAAGGCUCCCUCCACCCAAGUCCCUCGGGGUGGAGAGAAUUCAUCUCAGAAAAUCAUCCAUAAAUGAGCAGCUCUUCGAAACCAGACACACCAGGGACCCGCUCUCGACUCACAGCAGCCCCUACCGCGCGCUGGAGCGGCCGCCGCAGGCGCCCGGCGGCAGGAGCAUGCCCAGCACCCCCGUGCUCACCCGCAACGCCUACAGCAGCAGCCACCUGCAGCCAGACGCCUCCCCCCACCAUUGCAGGCAGCGCAGUGGAAGUCUGGAGUCCCAAACCCACCUGCUGUCCGAGCCCCCUGGCGAAAAACCAGCCUUCUCCCUCUCAAAAUCGCAGCGAAGCAGCAGCACGGAAAUCCUGGAUGAUGGGUCAUCCUACACUAGCCAGUCCAGCACAGAAUAUUACUGCGUGACACCUACUCCCAGCACGUACUACACUACACAGACACUUGACAACAGGACCAGGGGUCGAAGGCGGUCCAAGAAACAAAAUAUUUCUGCUGCAAGUUCAGGAAGUAUGCCAAAUCUUGCCCAGAAGGAUGUCCGGAAUGGUGUCUACCACAAAAGUCAGGAACAGCCUUCCUCCAGCUACUAUAUUUCUGGAUAUUGCCCUUACACUGAACCUGAUGUUUAUUACAACGGAGGGUAUGUUUACGAGAGCGAUACCGAGGGACAGUACAGUGUCAAUCCUUCCUAUCGCUCGUCGGCACAUUAUGGAUAUGACCGUUACAGGGAAUUCAGGUCUUACCACGAGGACGAGGUGGACCGAGUACCGCACAACCCGUAUGCAACCCUACGGCUUCCGAGGAAGCAAGUUGCUAAAACAGAGCAUAUAACCAAAAACAUUCACAAGGCCUUAGUUGCAGAGCAUCUCCGCGGUUGGUACCAACGUGCCUCCAGUCAAAAGGAACAGGGUCACGGCCUGCAGGCAGGCUUUGAGUCUGACAGAGGGUCCCAGAGGAGUUUGGGCUUUGCUGCUCUGCAAGUUCCCUGCUCUCCUAGCAGUCGGGUUUCUUCUUUUUCCUCAGCAUCUUCUGCAAACACUGCAGGGAAUUGGCGGAACCCGCUCGCGCUGGGGCUCUCCGACUACGACACGUUGUCUCAUUCCUCCUACGCCAGCUGUUAUGGGAACGUUUACAGCAGCCUUCCUUUGCAGAGCAGGUGAGUGGAGUCUUGUGCCGAGCCGGGUGGCGACGCAGAGAGCCGCCCGGGAGACGACCUGCACAGCAACGAGCAGAGGUUGUUUUGGCACGAGGAUUCAAAGCCUGGGACUCUCGUGUAGACCGCUCGCAGCCCUGCGUUCGUACCCUUGCGUGCCUUGCACAAAAUGCUGCUCCUCGAAGAGGAUCUCGGGUGGAGCUUCCA
Tinamus guttatus (white-throated tinamou) is the source of this 3467-nucleotide messenger RNA. The record is from RefSeq and is a predicted model, not a curated record. Lineage: Eukaryota; Metazoa; Chordata; Aves; Tinamiformes; Tinamidae.